AUGAAAGCGGUGCUUUGGCUUAACGGGAUUCGCGACUCGGCUGGACGGCCAGCAGCAGGGGGGCGCUGCGAGCGUCAGUCAGCCGCAGCCGCGGCGAUCCUUCCCGCACAUGCGCCAACCCUUUCCCUCCCUCUCCCUCCGCUCAUCCCAACCUUGCUCGUGCAUUGCACAUGCCUUCCGCAAUGUCUUCCCAAAUUCACCCUCUCGCUCCACCAUCCUCCCCGCCACCCUCCCCGCCACCCUCCCCCCCAACCCCCUUCCCCCCGGCGCGCAGACGAGUAUCUGGUGAAGCGGCCCGCCAAGCCGUCGGCCGCGGAGUCGGUGCAGUGCGAAUGCCACAAGGGCGCGGGGGGGCGCGCGCGGGAGAGCAUCACGGGCCGGGGGUGGAAGCGACUGGUGGUGGCGGAGGAAGAGGAGGAGGAGGAUGAGGAUGAGGGGGAAGAGGAAGGGAGUGAUGAUGGGAGCUCGGAUGAUGAUUUGGAAAGGGGAGAGGCAGCAGAGGAGAGCGAGGAGGAGGAGGAGGAGGAGGGGGAGGAGGAGGAGGAUUUAGAAUCGGAGGAAGAGGAGGAGGCGGAGGAGGCGGAGGAUGAGGAGGAUGGGGAGUGGCAGGGAAGCAAAAGGAAGGGGGGCGCGCAUGUUGCACGUGAGUUGCAGCAAGCACUGCGGGUGCGGGUCGUCGUGUCAGAACGCGCCCUUUCACCGCCGCCCCUCACGCAAAGUCAAGCUCUGCAGGGUGCGUCGCGCUGGCCCCCCGCCUCCCCUCAACCGUCUCAGCACACCGCACCCCGAACCACGGAUAAGUGCGGGUGGGGCCUCAAGGCCAACGAGGACCUCCCUGCCGGAUGCUACGUGAUGGAGUAUGUGGGGCAAGUGAUAGACGACGCCACGUGCGAGCAGCGCCUGUGGGACAUGAAGGCCGCUGGGGAAACCGACUUCUACCUCUGCGAGGUGAGCAGUGACAUGAUCAUAGACGCGCGCUACAAAGGCAACCUCUCGCGCUUCAUCAACCACUCCUGCAACCCCAACUGCGAGCUGCAGAAGUGGCAGAUGGACGGGGAGGUGCGCAUAGGCGUGUGCACGCUGCGCGCAGUCAGCAAGGGGCAGUUCCUCACAUACGACUACCAGUUCAUAGGGUUCGAGCUACAGCCCAAGGAGUGCCACUGCGGGGAGCCCAACUGCCGCGGCCUCCUCGCCACCCGCACCAUCUCCCCCUUCACCCUCCCCCUCCCCUUCCCCUCCCCCGCCCUCCCCGCUCCCCCCCUUCCGCCUGCCACCGUCCCCACAUCUGCCACCCCCCCGCAUGCAGGGGGGACCUUUCCCCCUGGCGCUGCGCAGGGAAAGGGGAAGCGCGGAGGCAGAGGGGGAAAAGGGGACGGAGGUAAGGGGGAAGGGAGGGGGAAGACUGUGGUGGAUGUGUGUGGGGGAAUCGUAACAGGGGGCAGCGGGGCGGGCAGGGGCGGGGUGAGGGGAAGAGGAAGGGGAAGAGGAGGUAGUAUGGGGCAGCAAGGAGCAGUGGGAGUGGGGAGAGGAAGCGGGAGGGGAAGAGGGAGAGGCAGGUGGGAGGUAGGAGGAAGAGAGUGCGGAGAGAGGGGUGGGGGCAAGAUGGGGAGAGGCAGGGGUGUUUCUGCAGGAGGUGCAGCAGUGGCGAAUGCCUUGGGGAGAGGUGCAGGCGGGAGCAGCAGAGGCAGCGGCAGCGGGAGAGGGAGAGGGAGAGGGAGAGGGAGAGGGAGGGGGAGAGGGUGGGUGAAGCAGCCAAAGAGGCGGCAUUUGUCUGAGCUGCAUGCGGACGGGCACACUCUGGUGGGCGCUGGUGGUGCGCUUGACAUUGACCGAGACAUGGCUGAUGCUUCUCAUGCCAGGGCUAAGGGCCUGGCUCUAGAGGCGGAUGAGGAAGAGGAGGAGGAGGAAGAAGUGGAGGAGGAAGAUGAGCAUGAGCGUGCGGAAGAGGUAUCCACGAAAGGGCCUCAUGGGAGCAGGCGGCUUAUUCCGGGGCCAGGGUGGACCCCGGUGCCCCUGCUGCAGGGCGCCAGGCGCAGGCGCCAGGCACGGGGAGGGCGAGGGGGCAUGCGCAGUGAUGCACGUGGCAGCACUGCUGCCGCUGCUGCUGGCGGCAGCACUGCUGCUGGGGCUGAGGGCGGCGAGGGGGAGGGAGGUGGCAUGAGGGCACAGGAGGGAUCGUGUGUGACGUCAGUGGCUGCGGCUGGGGGCCGUGAUGCCAUGGCAGUGGGUGGGUGCACUGGUGGGCAGGAGGAGGACGUGGGCGUGGGCGUGGGCGUGGGGAUGGGCAGGGAGUGGGUCUCUUGCUGUCCUGCCACCCACUGUCACCUCUUUGCUGCUGCUGCGGUUGCUGGUGGUGGUGGUGGCUUCAGAGUACCUACUGGGCCCUGUCUGGCUGUUGCUAGUGCCGCCCCUGAUUCUGCUGUUGCAGCAGCUGCUGCCGUGGGAAGAGGAGCAGUGGGAUAUAGUGGGAGCAGACAGGCGGAAGUAGGGGGGGGUCAAUUGGGGCAGAGAAUGGGGGGGCAGCCUGUAGAGAGGGUGUACUCACGCAAGAGGCUAAAAAUGGAUGUGACUGUAAAGAAGGAGGCAGUGGGAGAGGAGCCACUGGCAGGUGUGAGGGUGUGUGCUGGUGAGGGCGAGAGGGGUGAAGGAGGGGUGAAGAGAGAGUGGGAAGAGGUGAAGGGAGUGGGGGAGGAGGUGGCGAAAGGGGGCCUCAUGCGUUAUGGAAGGGAGUAUCGACGGAGGAAGCGGAAUGGGGGGGAGGGGUCUGACGCCACAGGGGGCCGAGUGGGAGAGAGUUUCUGUGCAGCAUGUACGUGCAGAGGCGUGGAUGGCACAGCAGGCGUGCAUGCAGGUGGCGUGCAUGCAAGUGCAGGGGCGAGGAGUCCUGUGGUGAUAGCGCAUGAGCACCUGUGGCGCAUGGGUGCGGUGGAGGGAGCAGGGCAGACGGUGCCAAGGAGCGGGUGGCAGAAGCAGGCUCUCUCUCUCCUCCCACCUGCCCCUCGUGGCCCCUCAUCGCCAGAUGAUGCAUGCAAUGAGAUGCAUACUCAUGCUCGCACCACCUCCUGCAUCCCUGCAAAGGCCCAUAACCAUGCCCAUGCACCUGCCCAUGCCCAUGCCCACACUCAUGUGCACACGCAUGUACAUCCGUGUGUGCACAUCCCAACAGCAUGUGGUCUCGCUUACCCUGCAACAUGCAUGCAUCAUCACACCCAUGCCCAUGCGCAAGUGCCGUGUCACAUGCAUGCUGCUGCUGCCAUGCCCACUGACCUCUGCUGCCCCCACCAUGUGGGGCCAGUACACAUGUGCGCACAUGGCAUGGCAUGCCCAGUAGCAGCAGCACAGGUGUGUGGAGAGGGAGUGGCGGCAAUGAGGGGUGUGACUCCAGAUGAUGUGCCUGAAAGGGGGUCCGCCACUGGCAAUGGCGCGCUGGCAGUGGGUGCACACGUGGACACUGCUGGUUGCACUGAUGUGACACGUCAGCAGGAGAGGAAAGGGGAUGGAGGACGCUUGGGGGGAGAGGAGGGGAAGAGAGAGGGGAAGGAGGGAGGGUUUGAAGGAAGGGAAGGGAAAGGAGAGAGAGGGAGAGGGGGAGGAGUGAGAAGGGGUAGAGGAGGGAGAGGAGGGAAGGGAGGGAGAGGAGGGAGACGAGAUGGAAGAGGGAGCAAAGGCAGCGAUGGGAGAGAGAAUGCUGCCACUGGUGACACCAAGGGCAAGGGGCUUGGCAUUGCAUCUGCUGCUGCUGCUGCUUCUGGUGCCGCCAGUGGUGCUGCCGCGGGUGGGCAGGGCAGGAGCGGGGGCAUGGCAGGCAGUAGCGCAGCAGCAGGGCCGGGACGAGGGGGCAGUGGCAGCAGCAGGCUCGCAGCAGCUAGAGUGGUUGCAGCCGCAAUGACUCGCGUGGCGAGGGGAGGGCGGGGAGGGCGAGGAGGGAAAGGAGGGGGAGGAGGGAGAGGUGGGAGAGGAGGGAGGGUGAGUGUGGGGACAUCAGGAAGGGAAGGCGUGACCAUAGGAGGGAGCAGUGACGUGGAGACAGGGGGGGGUGGUGCUGCCAUGAAGGGGGGCGGGAGGGGAGGGAGAGGAGGGCGGGGGAGGGGGCGGAGGAGCGGGGGCGCGUGGUGGGGCGGGGGCGGGGGGCGAGGGGGCGCGGAGGCGGAGGGGGUGCGGGAUGCCAUGCUGGAGCGGCUGAGCCAGGCGCUGGUGGGGCAGCGCGUGCAGCUCUGGUGGCCGCUGGAACAGAGGUUCUUUGCAGGCACUGUCAUGGGCUUCGACCCCCCCACCAUGAAGCACCAUGUGCGGUACCAUGAUGGGGACGAGGAGCACGUGGUGCGGUACGAUGAUGGGGACGAGGAGCACGUGGUGCUGGGGCGCGAGCAGUGGCAGCUGGAGGCUCACCCACCAGGCAGAGCAGGCAGAGGCGUGCAGGGGGGAAGCAGCACGGGGAGAGGCGCAGGGGAGGGCGCUGGAGGGGAGGCGGAGGGCGAGGGGGAGGGGGAGGGAGCAGGGGAGGGUUCGGGAGGAAGAGACAGGGGGGUGAAGCGGGGUGUGGGGUCGGGCGGAGCUGCACGUGCUGCUACAGGCAAGGGCAAGAGGCUUGCAGAUGGUGCGCCCCUGCCGAGCCUCGCCGAUGCGCCGAAGCUGUUUGGUUCGGCGCAGCGGCCAGGUUCGGGGCUGAGCCGAGCGGAGCAGGAGGCACUGGCUCGGCAGCAGGCGCUGGUGGGGCGGCGGGUGGAAGUGUGGUGGCCGCUGGAACAGAGGUUCUUCAAGGGGGUCAUUGGUGGCUACGAUGCUUCCACUCGCAAGCACAGGGUAGCAUAUGACGAUGGUGACGUGGAGCAUGUGUCACUGCGUGCGGAGCGGUGGCGCUUUGAGAGACAAACGGUGCCACCCACUGCCUGCUACUCGUUGCCCUUCUCCUGGCGAUCCGAGCCAUUGACCCACCGUGCAGUGCGCGACCUGCAGGGCGAGCAGAUCAGGAUUUGGACGCCGCAACUCCACAGGUUCCGCGACGGCACGGUGGUGUCAGUGGCGCACAGCAAGUUCACCAUCGAGUUUCUGUACAACGAUGGGGAGAUCGCCGUGCUGGACCUCUCACACUGCCGCUGGGAGCUCGUGGACUCCGACUGA
Messenger RNA from Closterium sp. Naga37s-1, 5121 nucleotides. The record is from the annotation of a GenBank genome assembly. Lineage: Eukaryota; Viridiplantae; Streptophyta; Zygnematophyceae; Desmidiales; Closteriaceae.